Messenger RNA from Anopheles arabiensis, 2058 nucleotides. RefSeq lists its product as uncharacterized. The transcript has 3 exons. The record is from RefSeq and is a predicted model, not a curated record. Lineage: Eukaryota; Metazoa; Arthropoda; Insecta; Diptera; Culicidae. The coding region runs from base 373 to 939 and encodes 188 amino acids.
AACAGGAGUUUCGCGCGAAACACGCACCGACGCACGUUCGUGUUGCAUACACGGGACCACAGGGGCACGUAUUCUGGCCACCGGUGCUGGAUUCUGCAUCUGAUUCUAACGACGGCGGACGCACAGAGUUUGGUGCUGGGCUGAGAUUGUGGUUUUUGCUGAAGGUAACCUAUCUUCAACCUGUGUGACGCUGGGUACGCCUACGAGACGAUGUGCGUUGGAAGCUUGAGCAUGUGCGUUUGUCAAGUGUAAACAACCAACGGGUGCAGUUUUGAGGACGACCUACCGACCGGUUCGAGCGAACAUUGCGUUUCAUUUGCUUCUCAAGUUCAGGACAAAGCAGAGUUUCGAAAUUCCAACAUUCCCGUCAUCAUGUCUACGAUGGAGCUGUUCGCCAAGUCGUGCGUGUGCGACUUAGGCAGUGUUGUCGACUUGUACACAGUUGCCAGGAACUUCAUGGCAGCGGUUCCUUCCCCUGCCGCCGGUAAUACGCCGUACAGGCCGGUUAUGGCCAGGUACCGUGAGGAGGGGGAAAAUUGCGGCUGGUCGGCAUGCUUUGGGCGCUUCCUGCGGGGCACCGUGCCGGACGUAUCGCUGUUGCGUGCGUACCUCCACGAACAGCGUCCGUUUUUGCCGCGCGAGGUGCCCAAACUCUCGGACUACGUAAAGAUCGACAGUACGUUCCGGACGGCCCGGCUCGCUACGACCGACGGCAAGCAGGUAGUGGUGAAGGGGAAGCUCGUCGUCAACUUGCAGUGGCUGCGGGACGGCCUUCCGAUCGCGGCCCUGUCGGCGGAGCGCAUCUUGUGCAGCGUGUACGAGUUAGCCAAUAUGGCCUUGCCCCAUCUUCCGGGCGAGAACCUCUACGUGUGGUAUGACUGUAUACCGGAGGGCCUCCUUGUGUGGCCUAUGACAGACGAGGAACAAGCCAUUUUUUAACCGCAUGAGGAGGAGCCAUGGUUUCGUCUAGCUGGCUAACGAGGGUGUUCGCUUUUUUUUUACUUCAAUUUACAUUGCACUAGUAAAAUCAUCGUGAGUGGCCAUUUUCACCUUCAGCGAAACUAAGGACCGUUACUUAAAUACAUUGCGUAAACACUUUGUGCAACACCCCUACGUUAUUUCCUAUACUAAUUCCAUGUGCUGAAAUUCUACAUGAUUUUUAGCAGAGAGAGACUUCGAUGAUCUCUCUCUCUCGCUCUCUCUCUCUCUCUCUCUCUCUCUCUCUCUCUCUCUCUCUCUCUCUUUCUCUCUUGUUGAUCUGGUCACGAGAGCACGUCGAUAUGACAUGGCCCGGUCAAAAAUCAUUCUCCAGGAUGCUCGGUCCCAGGCUGCAAGAGCAGGGCCACCUUGCACUGCACCCCGCUCGUAGUGGCCUCUAACAGCCGGACCAACUUCCCAGGAAAGUGUUACCGCCUAGGCUAAUUCUUACGCUGUACAUAUACCGCCGCACAUCGUUCGUUGACCUUCGGAAUCAGUAAAUGGAUCGGAACAGGAACUGUAUCGGUUCCAGGACCGGUACAGGUUCAUGUUUCGUUGUAUCAGUUCCAGGUCCGGUAUGGGUUCGAGAUCAAUUCCAGGUUCGGUAUGGGUUCGAGAUCAGUUCCAGGACCGAUGUGAGUUCAGUAUCAGUUCCAGGUCCGGUAUGGGUUCGUGAUUAGUUCCAGGAUCGAUGUGGGUUCAGUAUCAGAUCCAGGACCGAUGUGAGCUCAGUAUCAGUUCCAGGUCCGGUAUGGGUUCGUGAUCAGCUGCAGGUCCGGUAUGGGUUCGAGAUUAGUUCCACGACUGAUGUGGGUUCAGUAUCAGAUCCAGGAUCGAUGUGGGUUCAGUAUCUGAUCCAGGACCGAUGUGAAUUCAGUAUCAGUUCCAGGUCCGGUAUGGUUUCGAGAUCAGUUGCACGACCGAUGUAGGUUCAGUAUCAGUUCCAGGACCGAUAUGGGUUUGUGAUCAGUUCUAGGUCCGAUAUGGGUUCGAGAUCAGUUCCAGGACCGAUGUGAGUUCAGUAUCAGUUCCAGGACUGGUAUGGGUACAGUAUCAAUUCCACGACCGAUGUUGGUUCAG